AUGACGUCCCACGGGAUGGAAUACCUCUGUGGCUGGUUCAGAGGCCACCACGCCCAGCCCCGUGGCAACCAGCCACUCUGUGACAUCACCCCCGGGGCCAAGGGCAUCCUGGGCAACGUGAGUUCGGGGGGCAGGACCUGUGGGCUCCGGCCCAUGGCUUUUCAGUACGGCAUGUCGCGCGUCGUGGGUGGCACAGAUGCCCAGGCAGGGGCCUGGCCCUGGAUCGUCAGCAUCCAGAAUCCCUGGCAAGCGGGCACGGGUCAUACCUGCGGAGGCUCCCUCAUCAGCGCACAGUGGGUCCUGACAGCAGCCCACUGCUUCAUCGAGGCCAGCUACAUCACCAUGUGGCGCGUGGUGAUCGGUGCCAUGCGGCUGACUCAGCUGGGCCCUGAGGCCCAGGUGCGCAACAUCAAGCGGCUGCUCCUUCACCAAGGCUACAGUAACAUCACGCAGAGGAACGACAUUGCCUUGCUGGAGCUGGACCAGCCUGUGCAGUGCAACGCCUACGUUCAGCUUGCCUGUGUGCCCGAUGCCUCGCUGAGAGUCUCGCAGCUGAAAAACUGCUACAUCAGCGGCUGGGGUGCCACGACUGCAAGAUGUGAGUACCGCGGAAGUACUCCUGGACGAUCAACGGAUGUGCUGCAGGAGGCCCAGGUCCGCCUCAUUGAUGUCAACGUCUGUAACAGCAGCCGGUGGUACAGAGGGGCCAUCCACACGCACAACGUCUGUGCUGGCUAUCCGCAGGGCGGCAUUGACACCUGCCAGGGGGACAGCGGUGGGCCUCUCGUGUGCCAAGACAGCAGUGCAGACUACUUCUGGCUUGUUGGUGUCACCAGCUGGGGGAGAGGCUGUGCCCGAGCCAGGCAGCCCGGAGUCUACACCUCCACUCAGCACUUCUACGACUGGAUCCUGCUACAGAUGGGCCUGCGCCCAGCAGUGAGGGCUACUCCAACAGCACGCGCUUGGAGUCAUUUUGUCACCACCUCAAGCCCCGUUCCGAGGCCAAGGCCCACAGCAGUGCAGUCGGGCGGCUCCUGCCCAUUUCCAGUCCAGAAGCUGCUGGACUUCUUUAGCCGGCUGCAGGAGCUCCUGCAGUACCUAAGGGGAAAAACGGUAGGCCACCACGCCCAGCCCCGUGGCAACCAGCCACUCUGUGACAUCACCCCCGGGGCCAAGGGCAUCCUGGGCAACAUGGAUUUGCUGCGCCUCCUCCUCAUCCUGCUGGCCAUGUGCUGUCCUGCGUACGGCACAUGGGACAGCUGUGGAGGGACCUGUGGGCUCCGGCCCAUGGCUUUUCAGUACGGCAUGUCGCGCGUCGUGGGUGGCACAGAUGCCCAGGCAGGGGCCUGGCCCUGGAUCGUCAGCAUCCAGAAUCCCUGGCAAGCGGGCACGGGUCAUACCUGCGGAGGCUCCCUCAUCAGCGCACAGUGGGUCCUGACAGCAGCCCACUGCUUCAUCGAGGCCAGCUACAUCACCAUGUGGCGCGUGGUGAUCGGUGCCACGCGGCUGACUCAGCUGGGCCCUGAGGCCCAGGUGCGCAACAUCAAGCGGCUGCUCCUUCACCAAGGCUACAGUAACAUCACGCAGAGGAACGACAUUGCCUUGCUGGAGCUGGACCAGCCUGUGCAGUGCAACGCCUACGUUCAGCUUGCCUGCGUGCCCGAUGCCUCGCUGAGAGUCUCGCAGCUGAAAAACUGCUACAUCAGCGGCUGGGGUGCCACGACUGCAAGAUCUGGACGAUCAACGGAUGUGCUGCAGGAGGCCCAGGUCCGCCUCAUUGAUGUCAACGUCUGUAACAGCAGCCGGUGGUACAGAGGGGCCAUCCACACGCACAACGUCUGUGCUGGCUAUCCGCAGGGCGGCAUUGACACCUGCCAGGGGGACAGCGGUGGGCCUCUCGUGUGCCAAGACAGCAGUGCAGACUACUUCUGGCUUGUUGGUGUCACCAGCUGGGGGAGAGGCUGUGCCCGAGCCAGGCAGCCCGGAGUCUACACCUCCACUCAGCACUUCUACGACUGGAUCCUGCUACAGAUGGGCCUGCGCCCAGCAGUGAGGGCUACUCCAACAGCACGCGCUUGGAGUCAUUUUGUCACCACGUCAAGCCCCGUUCCGAGGCCAAGGCCCACAGCAGUGCAGUCGGGCGGCUCCUGCCCGUUUCCAGUCCAGAAGCUGCUGGACUUCUUUAGCCGGCUGCAGGAGCUCCUGCAGUACCUAAGGGGAAAAACGGUGUGA
Messenger RNA from Falco peregrinus (peregrine falcon), 2232 nucleotides. RefSeq lists its product as uncharacterized. Bases 1 to 2232 code for a protein of 743 amino acids. The transcript is spliced from 12 exons. The record is from RefSeq and is a predicted model, not a curated record. NCBI's taxonomy places the organism in Eukaryota, Metazoa, Chordata, Aves, Falconiformes, Falconidae. Gene Ontology annotation, biological process: proteolysis; acrosome reaction. Gene Ontology annotation, molecular function: serine-type endopeptidase activity.